Messenger RNA from Purpureocillium lilacinum, 2223 nucleotides. RefSeq names its product 70-kilodalton heat shock protein. The record is from RefSeq and is a predicted model, not a curated record. NCBI's taxonomy places the organism in Eukaryota, Fungi, Ascomycota, Sordariomycetes, Hypocreales, Ophiocordycipitaceae. Gene Ontology annotation, molecular function: ATP-dependent protein folding chaperone; ATP binding. Gene Ontology annotation, cellular component: cytoplasm; nucleus; plasma membrane.
AUGGGUCCCGCCGUCGGUAUCGAUCUGGGUACCACGUACUCGUGCGUGGGCAUCUUCCGCGAGGACAGAUGCGACAUCAUCGCCAACGACCAGGGCAACCGCACCACGCCCUCGUUCGUUGCCUUCACCGACACUGAGCGUCUGAUCGGCGAUGCCGCCAAGAACCAGGUCGCCAUGAACCCUCACAACACCGUCUUCGACGCCAAGCGGUUGAUUGGCCGCAAGUUCGCCGACGCCGAGGUCCAGGCCGACAUGAAGCACUUCCCCUUCAAGGUCAUCGACAAGGCCGGCAAGCCUGCCAUCGAGGUCGAGUUCAAGGGCGAGCAGAAGACCUUCACUCCCGAGGAGAUCUCCUCCAUGGUCCUGACCAAGAUGCGCGAGACCGCCGAGAGCUACCUGGGCACCCAGGUCACCAACGCUGUCGUCACGGUUCCCGCCUACUUCAACGACAGCCAGCGCCAGGCUACCAAGGACGCCGGUCUCAUUGCCGGCCUCAACGUCCUCCGUAUCAUCAACGAGCCUACCGCUGCUGCCAUCGCCUAUGGCCUGGACAAGAAGGUCGAGGGCGAGCGCAACGUCCUGAUCUUCGAUCUUGGUGGUGGUACCUUCGAUGUCUCUCUCCUGACCAUUGAGGAGGGCAUCUUCGAGGUCAAGUCCACUGCUGGUGACACUCACCUGGGUGGCGAGGACUUCGACAACCGUCUCGUCAACCACUUCGUUAAUGAGUUCAAACGCAAGCACAAGAAGGCAAGUAGCGACAGAAACGGGAGAAACGUCGGGAACGAAGGCAACUCGAGUAACGUCGGGAACGUUGGGAACGUCGGGAAUAUCAGGAAUGUCGGGAACGUUGGGAAUGUCGGGAAUGUCGGAAACGACAGACACGACAGGAACGGCAGGAACGGCAGGAACGAUAGGAACGACAGGAACGACGGGAACGACGGGAACUUGAGGAACGCCGGAAACGACAGCGACCCGUCCCCUCAAAUUUUUAAUCCAAAUGCUAACUUUGUACCACAGGACCUGUCCACGAACGCUCGUGCUCUGCGCCGUCUCCGUACUGCCUGCGAGCGUGCCAAGCGCACUCUUUCUUCGUCUGCCCAGACGUCCAUUGAGAUCGACUCCCUGUUCGAGGGUAUCGACUUCUACACCUCCAUCACCCGGGCCCGUUUCGAGGAGCUCUGCCAGGACCUCUUCCGCUCCACCAUCCAGCCCGUCGACCGCGUCCUCAGCGACGCCAAGAUCGACAAGAGCCAGGUCCACGAGAUCGUCCUCGUCGGCGGCUCCACCCGUAUCCCCCGCAUCCAGAAGCUCAUUACCGACUACUUCAACGGCAAGGAGCCCAACAAGUCCAUCAACCCCGAUGAGGCUGUUGCCUACGGCGCUGCCGUCCAGGCUGCCAUCCUGUCUGGCGACACUUCCUCCAAGUCGACCAACGAGAUCCUGCUUCUCGACGUCGCGCCUCUGUCUCUCGGUAUCGAGACCGCUGGUGGCAUGAUGACCAAGCUCAUUCCCCGCAACACUACCAUCCCCACCAAGAAGUCCGAGGUCUUCUCCACCUUCUCCGACAACCAGCCUGGUGUGCUCAUCCAGGUCUACGAGGGUGAGCGCCAGCGCACCAAGGACAACAACCUGAUGGGCAAGUUCGAGCUCACUGGCAUCCCCCCUGCCCCUCGUGGUGUUCCCCAGAUCGAGGUCACCUUCGACCUUGACGCCAACGGCAUCAUGAACGUCUCCGCCGUCGAGAAGGGCACUGGCAAGUCCAACAAGAUCGUCAUUACCAACGACAAGGGCCGCCUGUCCAAGGAGGAGAUUGAGCGCAUGCUGGCUGAUGCCGAGAAGUACAAGGACGAGGAUGAGGCUGAGGGCCGCCGUGUCGCUGCCAAGAACGGCCUCGAGUCGUACGCGUACUCCCUGCGCAACACCCUGUCUGACCCUAAGGUCGACGAGAAGAUUGAGGCUGCCGACAAGGAGACCCUCAAGACCGAGAUCGACAAGAUCGUUGCUUGGCUCGACGACAGCCAGCAGGCCACCCGCGAGGAGUACGAGGAGCAUCAGAAGGAGCUUGAGGCUAUUGCCAACCCCAUCAUGAUGAAGUUCUACGGCUCUGAGGGUGGUGCCCCUGGCGGCAUGCCCGGUGGCGCUCCCGGCGGCUUCCCUGGCGCCGGUGGCCCCCCUGGCGGCGCUGGCGGCGAUGACGGCCCCACUGUCGAGGAGGUCGACUAA